AUGGGCGCCGCCGUUGCAGGGUGGACCGUGGCGGCGGUGCUGCUUCAGGUCGCCGGCCUCUCCCUCUUCCUCUACGGGUUCUUCCCCGUGAAGCCCACGCUGCGUAGCUUCAGUGGAGCCGAGAGUUACCAGGUGCCUUCGUGCGGCUUCGUUAGUGCUGGGGAGCAGGAGCCGACGCUUCACCCGGAUCAGCUCAGAUCUCUGUACAGGGAACUCUCUGGGAUCCCUCCUGUGUACGAUCGCUUAGUGUUGAUGGUAAUCGAUGGACUACCUACUGAAUUUGUACUUGGGAGAGGCAGGAAACCUCCAAGCAAAGAAAUGAUGGAGUCUAUGCCAUACACUCAGUCUUUGUUGGCUGGUUGCAAAGCAGCACCUUACCAUGCCAAGGCUGCACCUCCCACCAUCACAAUGCCCCGACUAAAAGUUGUGGUUAGCGAUCAUGGCAUGACUGAAGGGGGUAAUCAUGGAGGAUCUUCAUAUGAAGAAACUGAUUCAUUUGCGCUUUUUAUAGGACACAGUGUUGAGAGCCCAUAUCGUUCGCCCUAUGACCAGAAUGAAGCACUUCAAGUGGAUCUUGCCCCAACUCUUGCUCUUCUACUUGGUAUUCCAAUUCCGAAGAAUAAUUUUGGUGUCGUGCUUCCAGAGCUUUUAAACUCGUUGACAGAUGACCAGAAACUAAGGAUGUUAGAGCUUAACUCAUGGCAAAUCUUAAGAUUGCUGCAAGCACAAGUACCUGCCUUCUGCCUUGAAGAUUGUAUUAAUUCGGAGGGCAGCAUUGUACUUGACAUCCUUCAUGAAUCUAUUGAGAAAAAAUUGUGCCAUUUACUUUCUAAAGCCUUUUCUUCUCAUCAAUCCUCACGUCUUCAUCGAGGUUCUGAUUUCAAGUCUGUUAAAGCUGGGUACUAUGGGACUGCUGCAGAUAACUACUACGGCUUCUUAAGAUAUGCGAGUGAGUGGUUGUCUCACAGAGCAACCGAUAAACCAUUCUAUUUACUUGCCUCUGCAAUCCUGCUGAUGACGGUGUCAUGCCUUUUCCUCACGAGCACUGUGUCUUGCCUAUUUAAGGCACGGUCUCUAAGUCAAGUUGAUCACCAUUCAGAGUCAUAUUUGGAUCAACGCUGGCACCUUGAUGAGGUUCUUGUUCUUGCUGGGAUGUUUCUCUAUGUCAUCAGUCUUGGUUCAAGUUCUUUUGUGGAAGAAGAGCAGUAUACAUGGCACUUUCUCACUUCUACUCUGUAUUUAAUAUUUCUGACCAAGGCAGUCCAGUCAAUGCUGAAAGGAUCAAAUCCAACACUUGGUCAUAAAGCAGAAGAAAAGAGCUUUGACAAAAGUGGGAUCAACUGGGUUCACUUUCCUGAUAUUUCAAAGUUACUGGCGCAAGCUGACUCUUCUGUUGUAAAGUCUCUUCAGAUUAUCUCAGUUCUUGCAGUUGUGGUAUUGUUUUCAGUUUCACUCACUUUACUCAGAGCAAGACCAAAGUUUGUUAUAGGAGUAUGGUUGACCCACAUUUCUUGUGGAUUUUUGGUUCUGCUGCAUAUCUGGGCAAAUCAGAUCAGUACUUCAUUACCAAUUAACCAUAGCACAGCAUCAAUAGCUCGACAGUUUUAUGUCAUUGCUAGUGUUUCAAUAUCUGCCACUGUUCUUGCUUCACCUUGGGUAUUUCCAAUGUUUUCCGCAGAAGCAGAAUCAGCAUCCUCUGGUUCUAGUCCUGUAAAGGCUAUACAUGGCAUCAGAAAUUCACCUUUUCUCACUGGAAUAACAUACACAGCAUUCUGGGGCCUUCUGCAAUUGCUUCUUCAACAACCAAUCAAUGCAAUUCCUCUUUUCCUCAUUUUCUUGCAAACAGUCUCGAGUGUAGUUCAUUUUUCUCUGGAUAAAACAUUACAUAAACAAUGGGUACAGGUUGUGGCAAUGCAUUUCUUGGGAAUGGCUGGUCACUUUGGUCUUGGGAAUACAAAUAGCCUUGCCAGCAUUGAUGUUGCUGGAGCUUUCAUUGGCAUUUCAAGUUACUCCACAGUUCUGGUAUACUGA
Molecule: messenger RNA, 2031 nt
Organism: Miscanthus lutarioriparius
Lineage: Eukaryota; Viridiplantae; Streptophyta; Magnoliopsida; Poales; Poaceae
Source: the annotation of a GenBank genome assembly